Molecule: messenger RNA, 765 nt
Organism: Colletotrichum karsti
Lineage: Eukaryota; Fungi; Ascomycota; Sordariomycetes; Glomerellales; Glomerellaceae
Product: nucleoside-diphosphate-sugar epimerase
Exons: 2
Coding region: 1-765 (254 amino acids)
Source: RefSeq, a predicted model, not a curated record
AUGCAUCUCAUUCUCACCGGUGCAAGUGGCCUGGUCGGCUCGUCCGUCCUGGACGCCAUGAUCAAGAUGAAGGACGUCACCAAAAUCUCCAUUCUCAGCAGAAGACCGAUCCCCAUGGUCGAGGACGCCAAAGAUCCUCGCAUAAAUGUCAUCAUUCACAAGGACUUUGAAAAGUACGACUCGGAAGUCCUCGACAAGCUGAAAGGCGCAAACGGCGCGGUAUGGGCAUUGGGCAUCAGCCAGAGCAAAGUCACCAAGGAAGAAUACGUAAAAAUCACAAAGGACUACACCAUCGCAGCGGCCAAGGCAUUCGCGACACUGCCGCCGGAGAACGAGCCCUUCCGCUUCGUCUACGUCUCCGGCGAGGGGGCCACCCAAAAACCGGGCCUCUUCAGCGCCAUCUUCGCCCGCGUCAAGGGCGAGACCGAGACGCUGCUCUCCGAGAUGCGCGCCGCCGACCCCCGCCUGCAGGCCGAGUCGAUCCGCCCGGCCUUCGUGGACGCCGCCAACCACACCGCCAUCAAGCCGUACAUUCCCAACCCGGGGCUGGCGUACAACGUCAUGAACGUCACUCUGGGACCCCUGAUCAGGAUGGCGCCGUCGCUCAUGAGCCCGACUGAGAUUCUGGGAGGGUUCAUGGCGGAGAUGGCGAUGGGCAAGCAUGAUGCCGGCAUGGCGGCUGGCGGCAAGGGAAUCAUCACUCUGAAUGGCGGGUUGAGGGUUGUUGAGAAUGUCGGCUUCAGGAGGUUGGCGGGACUGUCAUGA